Messenger RNA from Centropristis striata (black sea bass), 1409 nucleotides. It is a transcript of the gene gnb5b, whose product is annotated as guanine nucleotide binding protein (G protein), beta 5b. The transcript has 11 exons. The record is from RefSeq and is a predicted model, not a curated record. Lineage: Eukaryota; Metazoa; Chordata; Actinopteri; Perciformes; Serranidae. Gene Ontology annotation, cellular component: cytoplasm; heterotrimeric G-protein complex. The coding region runs from base 90 to 1151 and encodes 353 amino acids. Gene Ontology annotation, biological process: G protein-coupled receptor signaling pathway; G protein-coupled dopamine receptor signaling pathway. Gene Ontology annotation, molecular function: signaling receptor complex adaptor activity; protein binding.
CCGUCCCGUCCAGUUUCCCCCUGUCUCCCGUGUUUAUCUUCCCCUUCCGCUCCCUCCUCACUGUUUUUGUUGUUGUUUCCCUCUUAAAGAUGGCUUGUCAGCAGCUCCAGAGUGGGGAGAGCGUGGCGUCACUGAAAAGAGAGAGCGAGAGUCUGAAGAAGAAGCUGGAGGAGGAGCGGAAAAAACUGAGCGACGUGGAGUUGAACCAGGUGGCUGAGAAGAUUGAGGUAGUGGGUACUCUCUCCAUAAAGACCAGACGUGUGCUGAAGGGUCAUGGGAACAAGGUGCUGUGUAUGGACUGGUGUAAAGACAAACGUCGUCUCGUCAGCUCUUCACAGGAUGGCAAAGUGAUUGUCUGGGAUGCAUUCACUCUUAAUAAGGAACAUGGGGUAAGCCUGCCAUGUACAUGGGUUAUGGCGGUUGCUUAUGCUCCCUCAGGUUGUGCUAUUGCAUGUGGCGGAUUGGAUAACAAGUGCUCAGUGUUCCCACUGUCUCUGGACAAAAAUGAGAAUCUGGCUGCAAAGAAGAAGUCUGUUGCCAUGCACACCAACUAUUUAUCAGGAUGCACCUUUACCAGCUCCGACAUGCAGCUCCUGACCUCCAGUGGUGACGGCACAUGUGCUUUGUGGGAUGUGGAGAGCGGACAGCUGUUGCAGAGUUUCCAUGGUCACACAGCUGAUGUCUUGUCCCUGGACCUCGCCCCAUCUGAGACUGGAAACACUUUUGUCUCUGGGGGCAGUGAUAAGAAGUCCAACGUGUGGGACAUGCGCUCUGGACAGAACAUUCAGUCUUUUGAGAGCCACGAGUCAGACAUCAACUGUGUAAAGUACUACCCCAGUGGAGACGCAUUUGCUUCUGCUUCAGAUGAUUCCACAUGCCGUUUCUAUGAUCUGCGAGCUGACCGUGAAGUUGCCGUCUACCAGAAGGACAGCAUCAUAUUUGGUGCUACCAGUGUGGACUUCUCUCUGAGUGGUCGCCUGCUUUUCGCUGGUUAUAAUGAUUACACCAUCAAUGUGUGGGACGUUAUGAAGGGAACUCGCGUCUCUGUUCUGUUUGGCCACGAGAACCGCGUCAGCAAAGUCCAACUGUCACCUGAUGGCACGGCGCUCUGCUCGGCCUCCUGGGACAACACCUUACGGAUUUGGUCCUAGAGCUGAUAUCACAGUUGUGAUCCAGUGAUGACAGCACCAGCAUCAUGUGACUGCCUGCAGGAGUGUGUACAUACAAACCAUCAGUGUGACAAACACACACAAGCACAAAAAUGACAAUAUAUCAUUGUAUUAUCAUGUAACUGUAGGGUGGGUAUUUGUGGAAGAGAGAAAAGUUUGCAAUGCUAAUAUUUGUUAGCUUGAUAACUCAUUGUAUAAUUUUGUAAUUCUAAGUAUAGUGGGAAAUAGGGUUGCAGCAGU